Rhea pennata is the source of this 453-nucleotide messenger RNA. It is a transcript of the gene HOATZ, whose product is annotated as HOATZ cilia and flagella associated protein. Lineage: Eukaryota; Metazoa; Chordata; Aves; Rheiformes; Rheidae. Bases 1 to 453 code for a protein of 150 amino acids. The transcript has 5 exons. Gene Ontology annotation, biological process: cilium assembly. The record is from RefSeq and is a predicted model, not a curated record.
AUGGGGGACACCGGGCCGCAGCCCCGCCGAGACGGUGGCGGCGGCGCCGCGGGGACGGAGCCGGGCCGCCGCUCGCCGCCGCCGCCCGCCGGCACGCUCGUCUUCGCCGGCUCGGGCCCGGCCGACGUGGCGGCCGCUCGCGCCUUCUGGAGCUCGGCCGCCCUCCCGCCGCCCCUCGAGUCCCGCCUGGGCCCCGCCGCCCCGUGCCAAAGUGAGAGAGAGAGCAUCUUUGAGGCUCACAACGUGCAGAAAGCUGAAGAAAAUGAAAAAUAUUUUCAGCAGGCCAAGAAAAGAGAAGAAAUACUAGCUUUACUGAGGAAACAGAGAGAAGAAAGGAUUGCAAAAGAAUUGAUUUCUCAUCCAUAUAAACCGAAGACCAAAACAGAUCAAUUAAGGGGGAAGGUGUCUGAUUCUGACCUUAUGGAUCAAGAAGCAGUAAAGGCCCUCAAAUAA